AUGGAGCGAAUCAGAAAAGAACGCCACAUGAGAAUUGCGUGCAUUGGCGCCGGAGCAUCUGGUCUAUGCUUUGCAUACAAACUUCAGCGAUCCUUCGAUGAUUUCACGCUUACCAUAUUCGACCACCAUAGCACAGUCGGUGGUGUCUGGUUCGCCAAUCGCUACCCAGGAUGUGCUUGCGAUUACGAGGCACACAAUUACACGUUUUCGUGGGAGCAGAAAUCGGAUUGGACGAGCGUAUAUGCCGGUGCCGCUGAAGUACAGCAGUACUUUAGUACAUUUGCCGAGAAGCAUGGAUUGCUGCAGUACUGCAAGUUCAAUACGACUGUAACCAAGGCGCAGUGGGAUGAUGUACGCGGUUGCUGGAGUCUUGAGCUCAAGGAGACCAGCGGCAUGGUGUUCACUUGCGAUUGCGAUAUAUUGAUUAACGCGUCCGGGGUUCUCAGCAACGCUAAAUGGCCAGAUAUUCAAGGAUUGAAUGGAUUUGGGGGCCUCAAGCUACAUUCUGCUGCAUGGCCAUCCCCGUCGCCUGAAAUUGCAGGUCAACGUAUUGGUUUGAUCGGUAACGGAUCAUCCGGACAACAGUUGCUUGAAGCACUUCAGCCCAAUGCGGGCCAUCUGACUGUUUUUAUUCGUCAGCCAACAUGGGUUCUUGGACCCUUUGGGGAGCAGCCUCGUCGUUACAGCGCAGAUGAGCUGUCGACUUUCAAGGAUGAGCCAGAGAAGCUCUUGGCAAAACGGAAACAGUUUGAAAACAGGGUCAAUAGUUAUUUUGGAAUCUGCAUCAAAGACAACCCCCAGCAAGCUGCGUUGCGACGUCAUCUAACGCAAAAGAUCGAGAAGCAGCUCGCAGAAAGCAAGUACAAGGAUCUGGACAAGGAUCUAUUCAUACCCCAAUAUGCAGUUGGCUGUAGGCGCCCCACCCCCGGCACCGAGUAUAUCAAAAGCCUCUCCGCUGAUAACGUCACCCUGGCCUUCGGGUCGAUCCGCCAAAUUACGACAGAUUCGGUAGUUGAUCAGGAAGGGAAAGAACACCGAUUGGACAUGCUUAUCUGUGCGACUGGUUUCGACACGUCGCAUCGUCCGAGCUUUCCUAUACUCGGCAAGAAUUCAAAGGAUCUGCGGGAUUUGUGGUCCCAAGGAGCUACUGCCUAUUUGGCUCUAGCCGUAGCAGACUUUCCCAACUAUUUCGUGUUCUAUGGACCAAACAAUCCUUUUGCCAGCGGAGCGUUUCUCUCAACAGUCGAAGCUCAAGCCGAUUACAUGCUGAAAUGGUGUGACCGCUGGCAAACAGAGAACAUACACUCAUUUGCUCCCAAACAGCAGGCUGUGGAUGAGUUCUAUGAUCAUGCAGCUCGUAUAAUCGAGAACACAGUGUGGUCCGAUUCGUGCAGAUCAUGGUACAAGGCUUCCCCUCAACCGAACAAGGUCAGUUUGUGGCCAGGUAGUGGGCUACAUUAUAUGGAGGCCAUUUCGAGCUUACGGGGUGAUGACUUUGAUGUCCGGUAUAGUGGAAACCGCUGGGGAUGGCUUGGCUCUGGCUAUAGUCAAGUUGAGCAGGAUGAGGAAUGUGAUUUGUCGUACUACAUCCGAACCCAGGACGAAAGCGAGUUCUUGAGCUCUAAGAAGCGGCGUAGAGCAAGCACAAAGGGCUGUCCUGUUGAUCGUGGGAGCCUACAUGUAAUUGGAUAACGUAAGGGAAAAGAGAUAUCGAGUAGGAUCUGGAAGUAUCGUCUGCUCCUGAUUGUUUUCCUAGUAACCAAUAAUAUCAUACGUUCUUACACGGCAAC
This is a messenger RNA of Truncatella angustata, 1790 nucleotides long. RefSeq names its product FAD/NAD(P)-binding domain-containing protein. Lineage: Eukaryota; Fungi; Ascomycota; Sordariomycetes; Amphisphaeriales; Sporocadaceae. The record is from RefSeq and is a predicted model, not a curated record. Bases 1 to 1692 code for a protein of 563 amino acids. The transcript has 4 exons.